CACACAACGACCGCCUUGUGUCCUGCCAUUGACCACCACGUCCGUCGCCAAUUGGAACCACGGCUUUGCAAAGCGCCCGUCAGACGUGAAGCUCUGCAGGAGACUUGGACCCCGGUUGCCGCAUUCCACGACCCGCGACCAGGAACUCACCCCGCGGAUUCGAACAAUCACGAGCGGUGUCAAGUCGUGGAGCAGCCAUGGCGGACGCUGCGGACGCAGAGCUUCGCGACACCGCCGGCAACCCAGCCAAGGACCUCUUUGCGGGAGCCGCCGGUGGUAUCGCACAGGUCUUGAUCGGCCAGCCCUUUGACAUUGUCAAGGUCCGACUUCAGACGUCCUCGGCAUACAGCGGCGCUCUGAAUGCCGCGACGAGCAUCUACGCCAAGGAAGGUGCUCUCGCCUUUUACAAGGGCACCUUGACACCACUCGUUGGCAUUGGUGCCUGUGUCAGCAUCCAGUUUGGCGCCUUCGGUUUCGCCAAGCGGUAUCUGGAGAACGCCAACGCGGCGGCUGCUUCGCCAUUGAACCCUCUCAAGUCCAAGGACCUGUCAUAUGGCCAGUACUACGCCGCCGGCGCCUUCGCUGGUGUCGCCAACUCGGUCAUCAGCGGCCCCAUCGAGCACGUCCGCAUCCGCCUGCAGACCCAGCCUCACGGUGCCGCCCGGCUAUACAAUGGUCCGCUCGACUGCGUCCGCAAACUGUCAUCACACGGCGGUGUCCUGCAAGGGCUCUACCGUGGCGAGGCGGUCACGAUCCUUCGCGAAGCCCAGGCCUACGGUUGCUGGUUCCUUGCUUUCGAGUACAUGAUGAACCAGGAUGCCGCGCGCAACAACAUCAGCCGCAAGGAAAUUCCACCAUGGAAGGUCGCCUUGUACGGCGGCUUGGCCGGCGAGGCCUUGUGGCUGGGUAGUUACCCUCUUGACGUGAUCAAGAGUAAGAUGCAGACGGACGGGUUUGGCCCGGAGCAGAAGUACAAGUCGAUGCGCGACUGCUUUGCGCAGACAUGGAGAGCAGAGGGCAUGAGGGGUUUCUGGAAAGGUCUCGGGCCGACUCUGCUGCGUGCCAUGCCCGUGAGCGCAGGCACUUUUGCGGUGGUUGAGAUGACCAUGCGUGCGAUUAGCUAGAGGACCGGGGGACGGCGAACGAAUGAUUCUUGCACUUUCAACAGUGAGAAUCGCGCAGAGUGGUAAAUCUUCGAGGCAUGGUGCCUACAAUAUUAUGCUCGGCAGCGGCUUGGGAAACAUAAAUGGCCAAGGUAGAAAAAAAGUAGAAUACUAGGUAUAAUUGAGCUUGCUGGUCGGGGAUGUCGCAAGAUGA
Microdochium trichocladiopsis is the source of this 1317-nucleotide messenger RNA. RefSeq names its product mitochondrial carrier domain-containing protein. The record is from RefSeq and is a predicted model, not a curated record. The coding region runs from base 198 to 1124 and encodes 308 amino acids. The transcript has 2 exons. Lineage: Eukaryota; Fungi; Ascomycota; Sordariomycetes; Xylariales; Microdochiaceae. Gene Ontology annotation, molecular function: L-ornithine transmembrane transporter activity. Gene Ontology annotation, biological process: mitochondrial L-ornithine transmembrane transport.